Molecule: messenger RNA, 2631 nt
Organism: Lathyrus sativus (Indian pea)
Lineage: Eukaryota; Viridiplantae; Streptophyta; Magnoliopsida; Fabales; Fabaceae
Source: the annotation of a GenBank genome assembly
AUGAACAAACCCACCGUGGUUUCUGACCAAGACCAUCAAGAUUUCUUCUACGAAUCGCACGACCGUUUACUCUCUCUUUCAUCUUCAUGCUCUUGUUCUAACUCCAACUCUGACCAAGAACAAGAAGAAGACGAAGAUAACAAUAACAAUAACCACCACGACCACCACAACAACCACCACAACACCAAUAACAAUAAUAUUUGCAAUUACAAUUUUGCCCUUAACAGUUACGACAUAUGGAUCUCCCAACCUUCCUCCGUCUCCGAACGCCGAACCCGUCUUCUCCAAACCAUAGGUCUCUCUUCCGACCCUACGCUCUCACGCGGAAACCCUAUCCCACCUUACAAUGCCAUGUUCCGAUCCAAAUCUGACGGUUACAAUAAUUCCAACGCAAACGAAAGUUCUUAUCCCUCUCUUAAUUCUUCUUCUUCUUCUGUAAAUUGCUCUCUUCCCGGUAAUUGCGGCGGAUCCCCCGGUAAACCUCCAUCUGGAAAGAAUAAUUCUAGAAGAAGUAAUUCCGGCGCUGAUUUUUUGCCGGGAAGUUUGGGUUCUGCGGCGGAGGUGGUUGAGACGACGGUGGAGGUUUCUGUUUCCGGCGAGGCGGAAUGUGGUGAGAUUGAGAGAAUUGAAAGAGGAGAUGAAGAACAAGCUUGUACUAUUAGAGAUCUUGACAAUGGGAAGGAGUUUGUUGUGAAGGAGGUUAGAGAGGAUGGAAUGUGGAAUAAAGUGAAGGAGGUUGGGACUGGGAGACAGUUGACUAUGGAGGAAUUUGAGAUGACCGUAGGUCAUUCUCCGAUUGUGCAGGAGCUUAUGCGGAGGCAGAAUAACGAGGAGACUGGUGAUGGAAUUGGGGGAAGUGGUGGUGGUGGCGGUAGUGGUGGUGGUGGAAGUGGGAAUGGGAGUGGGAAUGGAGGUUCUUCUAAGGGGAAGAAGAAAGGGGCGAGUUGGUUGAAGAGUAUUAAGAGUGUUGCUAGUUCGAUGGCUGGACAUAAGGAGAGGCGGAGCAGUGAUGAGAGGGAUACUUCGUCGGAGAAAGGCGGUAGGAGGUCGAGUUCGGCUACGGAUGAUAGUCAGGAUGGUUCGUUUCAUGGACCGGAGAGGGUGAGAGUGAGACAAUAUGGGAAAUCGUGUAAAGAGUUAACUGCAUUGUAUAAGAGUCAAGAGAUUCAGGCUCAUAAUGGUUCAAUUUGGAGUAUCAAGUUUAGUUUAGAUGGCAAAUAUCUUGCUAGUGCUGGUGAGGAUUGUGUGAUUCAUGUUUGGCGGGUUGUGGAGUCUGAGAGGAAAGGUGAGUUGUUGCUUAUGGAGAAACAGGAAGAUGUUAAUGUUAAUAUGUUGUUUCUUGUGAAUGGGUCGCCGGAACCCACUUUGUUGUCUCCUUUGGCGGAUAAUCUUCCAGAGAGGAAGAGAAAGGGGCGAUCGUCUGUUAGUAGAAAGUCCUUGAGCUUGGACCAGUUUGUGGUCCCUGAAAAUGUGUUUGCACUCACUGAAAAACCCAUUUGCUCCUUUCAGGGACAUUUGCAUGAUGUGCUUGACCUCUCCUGGUCUAAGUCUCAGCACUUGCUCUCAUCUUCAAUGGACAAAACAGUGCGGCUGUGGCAUUUGUCUAGCAAGUCUUGUUUGAAGAUUUUUUCACACAGUGACUAUGUAACUUGCAUUCAGUUUAAUCCUGUUGAUGAUCGAUACUUCAUUAGCGGAUCUUUGGAUGCUAAGGUUCGCAUAUGGAGUAUUCCUGAUCGACAAGUUGUUGAUUGGAUUGAUCUUCAUGAGAUGGUCACUGCUGCAUGUUAUACACCUGAUGGCCAGGGUGCACUAGUUGGUUCAUACAAGGGUAGCUGUCAUUUAUAUAAUACAUCUGAAAAUAAGUUGCAGCAGAAAAGUCAGAUCAAUUUGCAGAACAAAAAAAAGAAAUCAAAUCACAAGAAAAUUACUGGCUUCCAGUUUGCCCCAGGUAGUUCAUCGGAAGUACUUAUCACUUCUGCUGAUUCUCGAAUUCGGGUUGUUGAUGGUAUUGAUCUGGUUCAUAAGUUUAAAGGUUUUCGAAACGCAAGUAGUCAGAUUUCAGCCUCCCUCACAGCAAAUGGAAAGUAUAUUGUUGCAGCAAGUGAGGAUUCCCAUGUAUACAUCUGGAAAAAUGAAGCCGAUUGCAGACCUAACAGAAGUAAAAGUGUCACCGUGACACAGUCCUAUGAACAUUUUCACUGUAAAGAUGUGUCAGUGGCCAUUCCCUGGCCUGGUAUGGGUGAUGCAUGGGACAUGCAUGAUACAUUUUCUGGAGAACAACCUGAGCUUGAUAACAAUAAUGAUGAAAUCGCAUCAGCCAAUCAUCCUCCUACCCCUGUAGAGGAAAACUUUGGUGUUGAGGGUUCCCAUUCUGCUUCAGGUUUCAAUAGUCCGCAUCAUGCAACCAUUGCGAGUGCGACAAACAGUUACUUUUUUGAUAGAAUUUCUGCAACAUGGCCAGAGGAAAAACUUCUCCUGGCUGCUAGAAAUCAUCAAAGCCCUCGUAUCAGUACGGAUAUCUCAAAUGGUGUAAGUCAAAAAAUGUCAGCUUGGGGUAUGGUGAUUGUUACUGCCGGUCUUCGAGGUGAAAUUAGAACUUUCCAAAAUUUUGGAUUGCCACUGCGAAUAUAA